This is a messenger RNA of Klebsormidium nitens, 858 nucleotides long. Lineage: Eukaryota; Viridiplantae; Streptophyta; Klebsormidiophyceae; Klebsormidiales; Klebsormidiaceae. The record is from the annotation of a GenBank genome assembly.
AUGGCGUUUUGCACGGUUGCUGAAAUGGGCUUCCGCUUGUGGAAAUUUGGCCGCCCCUACGUCCGUUUUCUCAGCGACUUCAUUAAUGAGCUUUUUGAGGAGCCGCUUUUCCAGAAUUCCUUCAACCUUCUCUUUGCGGUUACGGAGCUCCCGUUCCUCUAUUCUUCCUUCGCGAUCUGCGCCCUCUCGAAGCUCGUCCGCGCUGCUUUCCGCCCCCUCCUUCCGCUCGCCACAAAGGGUAUCUUUGAGCCGAUCGUUGCACUGGUAUACCCGCCAGACCAAUACGAGCCCUACCUGCUGCCCGCAAAGUUUAGGCUCGACGUUAUCGCGUGGUUCUCCCUCAGUCCCCUGGCAAUCUUGAUCUCGCUCUGGAUGUUCCCUCUCAAGGAGCCGCUUGGUCAACCGCUCGCCUCACUCGGAUCGCUCGGGUUCCUGCUCGCGCUUUGGUCCCAUCCUCCGGUGAUCAUUGCAAUGAUUUUUCUCGAGAUGUUUCUAAGGCCGAAGCCGGUCCUUGACUUCGAUUUUCACCGCCGGUUCUGCGGAAUCCGCUACUGUAAGGCGUUCAGCAAAAUCUACGGAGAUCCAAUGGACCUGCCCCAAGUUCCACCUGCGAUUCGGAGGUUCCUUCGCCAGCAUGGCUUGCUGGAGAAGGUUCUCUACUAUCUUCCUUGGAUCAUCGGCAUUCUAGCGCUCUCUGUUUUCACGACUUUGGGGCUCUUCGGGGUAGGCUCCCAGCCUUUUGAGAGUCCGUCGGCAUGCGCUCAGAUUCUUUGCAAGAUGUCGAAGGUCCCCUCUCUCGUCCGCACUUUCCUUCAACCGCGCCGCCUCGCGCAGUCACCUGAGCACCUUUUCGCUUGA